AUGGAUUCUGGAGACCUGAUAAGCUGUGAGAUCUGCCUAGAAGCCUUCGAUUCAGAAUGCCGACCUCCGAAGAUCAUUCCAUGCGGCCACAAUUUCUGUGAAAACUGUCUCUUCUCGUUGUGUUUGCAUAGUGAGGUAGGUGAUGUAACAAAUAGUAUAAUCUGUUCAGUAUUAUCUCCUCGACACCAUCAAGUGUCCCAAGUGUCGCAAAUUGUGUGAUUCCAAGCUGGCCAUGAAUGCCCCGACCAAUUAUGACCUUUGCAGUAAGUAAACAGAAUAAUCCGUAUGUUACACGUACCUAUAUCAACAUGUGUUUAAUGAUUAUUGUAAAACAAAAAAAAACAAUUCUGUAAUCUAUGUUUGUGCAUAAUAAAUGACAUUAUUAAGUGAACUAUACUAACUCACAACUGCUAAUUUCAGAAAUGUUGGAAAACUUCAAGUACAGUCAAAAUGUUACAGUAAUACACGUUCCAGACAGCUCAGGCGGGAAUGCGGUAAAGAAUAAAAAGCCAAAGAUCAGACGAUGUAACAACUCCAAGGUAAAGUUAUCAGAAGCCUGUUUCGACUGUAGAAGGAACAUAAACAUGUACGAGCGAUGUGUCAUCUGCAGAUUCUGUAGGGAUUGCCACCAGACAGCUAAGACAUUGGUAAGCACGUUAUUAGAAUAUCAACAAAAACAUAACCGAAGAAUAUAAACAAUAAUCAAACUUUGUUACACAAGUACAUAACAUUAAAUAUUCAGAGAUUGGUAUGCUUGGAAUGCUGUGUUAACAACCACAACGGCCACAAUCUUGUGACCAUCGAACAACUUGUAAGUAAUCAUCAAGCCACAGUAAGACAAGGCCAGCUACUUCGACGACAUCUAGAAUGUCUAAACAAAGACUUUAAACAACGUUCAGCUAUGACUACAGAAGUAAAGGCACAGAUUCCACAGGUCGAGAUACUACGAGAGGUAAGAGUGAGAUAGUCAAUACUAAAUUGUUAAAAAAAAUCUCGCUAAAGGCAUUAAAAUAAGACAACCAUUAAUGAAAAUGACAUAUUAACAUUUACAGAGUAUGAAGACUCAAGUGAACACCAUGAUAAAGAAGAACUUGACCAGAUUAGAGAGCGAAUAUCCCUUAUCACCAGCAGAACUCACAGCCAUCCAACAAUCACAACUAGAUUCCAUCAUCAAGCUACAGAAAAUGGCCAAUAUCUUUGAUGUAAGUCUUUGAAUACCUAAAACAAUAUAACACUCAGGUAUUGUGCGCCUUAUUCUAAUAAAUACAACUGUUAUAAAUAUACUAUAAGUGUAAAACAACUGUUGUGUUUGAUCAUAAUUUAUAAGUUUAGAAGCUAAAUGUCUCUCUCGAACCAGAAUCCAUAAAAUUGAACUUCGAACAGAAGCUGGUCCUUUCGUCUAUGGACCUCAUGAUAGAGCUUCUGAAAACGGAAGACCUCAACGACCUUCGACAACAUAUGAUUCUUCUACAUUCUGAUAACAUUCAGAAAGAAACCAAGCUUGAGAUUCUACAGUAUUGCAUUACAGUAAUAAUCAAGCUACUGAACAGUAACAUGACUUCAGAAGUCUUCAUUUUAGUAGAAGACCUGUUAUUCAAGAGUUUCGUGUUUAUCAACAAGCUAUUCCCGCGGGGCAUGGUCGACGACAAAAACAGGAUUGAAACUUGGAAUCUGGCCAAAAGUGGGUUCGGCCAGAUAAUGCAGCUUUCGAAUUUGGUAGGUUUUACAAAGAAUACCUUACCCUUCAGUUAAAAAUCAAGUUAGAGAGUCUUCCAUGCUCUACGACCUUUUACAGCACCAUAAUACCCAAAAUCAUCUAAUAUAAAUCUCAAAAAAAACGUACCUACCCAUUUUAUCGGUCAAUUUCAGAGGUGGACCAGUUAUGAAGAAUGGAGGGUAGACUUUGUAUCAGAUCUGUCAUUCCUCUGCCAGUUGUACGCUGAUGCAUGCGAUUGGGGCACUAUAACAUUGUGUACCAUCGAGACGGUCAGGUCAAGAAGUGUUCUAAACUCAUGUAAAUCAGACAGAGCUCUUAUCAACAAAGUCAAAGUAAGUCAAUCAUUAAACUUUAAACGAACAUACAACUGAUCAUUACCACUAUAUUGAACUUUAAAAUCGAAGCUUUAAAACUUAUAAAAACUAUAAUAACUGAAAAAAACGUACAUAAACUAGACCUUGUACUAAUGUUGUCCUUUCAGUUCGCCGAGGAAUGCUUGUUGGAGUGCCGGAGGAUACAGAAGUUGUUGAAUAUCUGUGUCAAAAGUAAGAGAUUCGCCAACGGAGACAAAUGCCGCGGCCUAAGACAAUGGCUUAGCUGUCUUGGUCCAAAAGUAUCGUAA
Bursaphelenchus okinawaensis is the source of this 2339-nucleotide messenger RNA. NCBI's taxonomy places the organism in Eukaryota, Metazoa, Nematoda, Chromadorea, Rhabditida, Aphelenchoididae. The record is from the annotation of a GenBank genome assembly.